AGUACGGCGCGUGCGCAGACCCAGGUACGCGUUGCGAUUUCUGUUUCUUCAGGUGAUUCGGAAUCUCUCAAGAACGUUAGGGACAGGAAAGCGAUCCUGGAGGCAGGAAAGCGAUCCUGAGGCCAGGUCCCGAGCAAGCAGAGCCACUUUCUUUAUGAGAACCUCGGGUUUAUUUCGUUUUCCUGCAACCCUGACCAGAAUAUUCACAGUGCCAUGGGGACUCCAGCUUUGGGAGAAGCUGAGGUUGUUAUCCCCAGGAAUAGCUGUCACCCCAGUCCCCAUGGCAGGCAAGAAGGAUUGCCCUGCUCUGCUUUCCCUGGAUGAAAAUGAACUCGAAGAGCAGUUUGUGAAAGGACAUGGUCCAGGGGGCCAAGCAACCAACAAAACGAACAACUGUGUGGUGCUAAAGCACAUCCCCUCGGGCAUCGUGAUAAAGUGCCAUCAGACAAGAUCAGUUGAUCAAAACAGAAAGCUAGCUCGGAAAAUUCUACAACAGAAAGUAGAUAUUUUCUACAAUGGUGAAAACAGUCCUGUUCUCAAAGAAAAACGAGAGGCAGAGAAGAAAAAGCAAGAAAGGAAAAAAAGAGCAAAAGAAACCCUAGAAAAAAAGAAACUACUGAAAGAACUCUGGGAAUCAAGUAAAGUAUCCACUGAGAAAAAAACUACAAAACUAACAGAAAUCUGCCAGGAAGCUUCCAGGGAAUAAUGGUGGUGAGUUCCAUCACCAGCAUUAUUAUAGAGUUUUUCAAGAAAUAUUUUUGACAGAUUUAAAAGACUUCAAAGUUUCUUAAGUGGGGUGGCACCUGUGGCUCAAAGGGGUAGGGCACCAGCCCCAUAUGCUGGAGGUGGUGAGUUCAAACCCAGCCCUAGCCAAAAACUGCAAAAAAAAAAAAAGUUUCUUAAAUGGUGGACUAAACUAGAGUGAAUAGAAAUGCACACUUCAAGAGUAAAACUAUAAAGAAAUACAAGGCAAUCAUUACUAUAAAAGGACAGUGGCUGCUUUGGGGGAGAAAAGGGGCUGUCAUUAUGAUGCCACUCUAGGGGGGGCUGACACGGUUCUAUUUCUUGUCCUGGGUGGUAGUCCAAAGGGUGUCCCAUUAUUUUCAGCUAUAUAUUUGUUCAUGUGAUUUUGUUAUGAAUUAGAAAUUAAAAAAAAUUGAAAAACAUGUUAAUAUUAGUAAGGUCUUUAAUUGUUUUUGUUUUGUUGUUUUAUUUAGAGACAGGCUCUUUGUCACACAGGCUGGAGUGCAGUGGCAUCCUUAAUAGCUCACCGCAGCCUCCAACCCCUGGGUUCAAGUGAGCCUCUGCCUCAGCCUGCCAAGUAGCUGGGAUUACACGUGCCCAUCACCAUGCCUGGCUAGUUUUUCUUUUUUUUUGCAGAGACAGGGUCUCAUUAUUGCCCAAGCUAGUCUCAAAUUCCUGGCUUCAAGUGAGCCUCCUGCUUUAGUCUCCCAAAAUGCUGGAAUUAUGUAUGUGACCCAUACAUGCCUGGCCAACAAGGUCCAUUUUUAUGGAGAACUGGAAAAGUGAGCCAAACAUUAAUAGCAUUUAAUGGUACUUUGUCAUCUGCUGGGUGGCCAUUGCUCAGGGAUUCUCAGAUGUUAUUUAUCCUACUGUCAGGCUAACAGAAUAAAGGAGAAAAAGAUGGUGAAAGAGUUAAAAGUCAGUUAUUUGUCCAUUUACUUCAUUACCUUGAUAGACUGUUGCCAAGUAAUGUCUCUAAUGCAGAAAUACACAUAUCCCUGAAUGUUGAUUUGCAAGUAGAUUUAUAAAAGUGGAAUCUGAAUUGUGAAUUUGCAUCACUCAAGCUGGAUUUGACCUUAC
Molecule: messenger RNA, 1824 nt
Organism: Nycticebus coucang (slow loris)
Lineage: Eukaryota; Metazoa; Chordata; Mammalia; Primates; Lorisidae
Gene: MTRFR
Product: mitochondrial translation release factor in rescue
Exons: 3
Coding region: 155-706 (183 amino acids)
Biological process (GO): translational termination
Cellular component (GO): mitochondrion
Molecular function (GO): translation release factor activity
Source: RefSeq, a predicted model, not a curated record